Molecule: messenger RNA, 3558 nt
Organism: Parus major (Great Tit)
Lineage: Eukaryota; Metazoa; Chordata; Aves; Passeriformes; Paridae
Gene: KCNH2
Product: potassium voltage-gated channel subfamily H member 2
Exons: 13
Coding region: 1-3558 (1185 amino acids)
Biological process (GO): potassium ion transmembrane transport; regulation of heart rate by cardiac conduction; regulation of ventricular cardiac muscle cell membrane repolarization
Cellular component (GO): membrane
Molecular function (GO): inward rectifier potassium channel activity
Source: RefSeq, a predicted model, not a curated record
AUGGGCACCGCCACCUCCACCGCCACCUCCACCGUCACCGCCACCUCCACCGUCACCGCCACCGCCACGCGGCUCCGUUUGGUUCCGGUCGGUCCAUCUGGCUCUGGUCGGGCCCAGCGGGUCCGUUCGGGUCCGUUCGGGUUCUCUCGUGGCCGCUCAAAGCCGGUCGGGGCCGGUCGGUGCAGCCGGUCCGGUCGGGCCCGGUUGGCAGAGCCAGUCCGGUCAGACCGGUUGGUUCAGUCGGUCUAUUCGGGACCGUUCGGGUCCGGUUGGUCCAGCCGGGUCCCGUCACUCCGGUCGGUCCCGGCCCCGCGGCGGGGCCGGCGCCACUUUCAGCACCUGGGACAGAGACCGGGAGCGUCCGGGCCGGCGCGAGGCUCGGGACGGCACCGGGACCGCGCUGGGACCGAGCUGAACCGGCACCAGGACCGCGCUGGGACCGAGCUGAACCGGCACCGGAACCGCGCUGGGACCGAGCUGAACCGGCACCGGGACCGCGCUGGGACCGAGCUGAACCGGCACCAGGACCGCGCUGGGACCGAGCUGAACCGGCACCGGGACCGCGCUGGGACCGAGCUGAACCAGCACCGGCACUCGCGGCUGCACUGGGCUCUGGCCAGGACUGACACCACGACUGGAACAGAACUGAGACUGGAUUGGGCUGAACCGGGACUGGGAUCGGCACUGGGACCAGAACCGUGCCGCAAGUUCAUCAUCGGGAACGCGCGUGUGGAGAACUGCGCCGUGAUCUACUGCAACGAGGGGUUCUGCCGGCUCUGCGGGUACUCGCGGGCCGAGGUGAUGCAGCAGCCCAGCACCUGCGACUUCCUGCACGGGCCCCGCACCCAGCGCCGCGCCGCCGCCCAGAUCGCCCAGGCCCUGCUGGGCGCCGAGGAGCGCAAGGUGGAGAUCUGCUUCUACCGCAAGGAUGGCAGCUCCUUCCCGUGCCUGGUGGACGUGGUGCCAGUGAAGAACGAGGAUGGCACCGUCAUCAUGUUCAUCCUCAACUUCGAGGCUGUGAGGGAACCUGAGCCUGGGGAGACCCCGACCCCCAGCACCAACCACUGGGUCACCCCGGCCCCCUGGGGCCCUGCAGGUCGCAGCCGGUCCCUGCGGCUGAAGCUGCUGGCACUCACGGGCAGCCGCCAAUCGCUGCCCCCCGAGCCACCGGAGCCGCCGGACGUGGUGGUCGUGGACCCCGGGGUCAUGGAGCCGCUGGCCAUGGACCUGGCCCUGCCUGCCAGCGACUCGGGCCCCGAGGACGCCUCAUCCUCGCUGGAGCCCGGUGUCGGGGACCGUCCCGAGGACGAGGCGGCGCUGAUGGGGAACCCCGAGGCGCCGGUGACGCAGUCGUCCCCGCGGGCCGAGCGCCUGGCGCUGGCCUUUGCCAACCACAGCCUGGCCAGGAGCCGGUCCCGGGAGCGCCGGUCCCGGGAGAGCCUCCGCAGCCUGCGCCGGGCGUCGUCCGUCGAUGACAUCGAGGCCAUGAAGGGCGACGGGGACAAGCGCGGCCACAACCGCCACGCCAGCGCCGGGGCCGGCCUGCACCGCGGCUCCAGCACCGGCGCGGUGGCCGCUGUGCGCAGCGCCCUGCUCAACUCCACGUCGGACUCGGACCUGGCGCGGUUCCGGGCCAUCGGCCGCAUCCCCCAGAUCACCCUCAACUUCAUGGACCUGCAGCCGGGGGGGCUCCUGGCCCCGCCCCCGGCCCCCCGCCCCAUCAUUGCCCCCACCAAACUGCGCGACCGCACCCACAACGUCACCGAGAAGGUGACACAGGUGCUGUCCCUGGGUGCCGAUGUGCUCCCCGAGUACAAGCUGCAGGCGCCGCGCAUCCACCGCUGGACCAUCCUGCACUACAGCCCCUUCAAGGCCGUGUGGGACUGGCUGAUCCUGCUGCUGGUCAUCUACACGGCCAUCUUCACGCCCUACUCGGCCGCCUUCCUGCUCAGUGACUCCGAGGAGGCCCAGCGCCACCACUGCGGCUACUCCUGCAGCCCCCUCAACGUGGUGGACCUCAUCGUGGACAUCAUGUUCAUCAUCGACAUCCUCAUCAACUUCCGCACCACCUACGUCAACUCCAACGAGGAGGUGGUGAGCCACCCCGCCAAGAUCGCCAUCCACUACUUCAAGGGCUGGUUCCUCAUCGACAUGGUGGCCGCCAUCCCCUUCGACCUGCUCAUCUUCGGCUCUGGCUCCGAGGAGACCACGACGCUGAUCGGGCUGCUGAAGACGGCGCGGCUGCUGCGGCUGGUGCGCGUGGCGCGGAAGCUGGACCGCUACUCGGAGUACGGCGCGGCCGUGCUGUUCCUGCUCAUGUGCACCUUCGCGCUCAUCGCCCACUGGCUGGCCUGCAUCUGGUACGCCAUCGGCAACGUGGAGGGGCAGCGCACGGGCUGGCUGCACGCGCUGGGCCAGCAGAUCGGCAAACCCAUCAACGGCACCUCGGGGCCCUCCAUCAAGGACAAGUACGUCACCGCGCUCUACUUCACCUUCAGCAGCCUCACCAGCGUCGGCUUCGGCAACGUGUCCCCCAACACCAACUCCGAGAAGAUCUUCUCCAUCUGCGUCAUGCUGAUCGGCUGUGAGUGCCCGUGGGGUGGGAGAGCCCCCGAGGGGGUGUGCGGAGCGGUGUGGGUGUACCUGUGCACCUGUGGGUGUAUCUGCACACCUGUGGGUGUAUCUGUGCACCUGUGGGUGUACCUGAACACCUGUGGGUGUACCUGUGUGCUGAAGGGGUUCCCCGAGUGCCUGCAGGCCGACAUCUGCCUGCACCUGAACCGCAGCCUGCUGCAGAACUGCGCCCCGUUCCGCGGGGCCACCAAGGGCUGCCUGCGGGCGCUGGCCAUGAAGUUCAAGACGACUCACGCCCCCCCCGGGGACACCCUGGUUCAUGCUGGGGACGUGCUCACCGCGCUCUACUUCAUCUCCCGCGGCUCCAUCGAGAUCCUGCGCGGCGACGUCGUGGUCGCCAUCCUGGGUAAGAACGACACGUUCGGGGAGCCGCUGCACCUGCACGCCCGGCCCGGGAAGUCGCGGGCGGACGUUCGGGCUCUCACCUACUGCGACCUGCACAAGAUCCUGCGGGAGGACCUGCUCGAGGUGCUGGACAUGUACCCCGAGUUCUCGGACCGCUUCUGGGGCACCCUGGAGAUCACCUUCAACCUGCGCGACACCAACAUGAUCCCCGGCUCCCCGGGCAGUGACGAGCUGGACGGAGGCUUCUCCCGGCUGCGGCGCCGCAAGCUGUCCUUCCGCCGGCGCCCCGAGAAAGAUGCCGCCAGUCCCGGGGAGACCCGGGCGCUGCGGGGGGACGGCGGGGGGGGCCAAGCCCCCGGAGCCCCCCGAGGCCCGGCCGAGUGGGACCCCCCCAGCCCCUCCAGCUGCGGCUCGAGUGACGAGGAGGAGCCCCCCGCGCCUCCCCCGGGGGCCACCGCGCUGUCCCCGUUCCGCAGCGCCCCCCCGGCUCCCCCCGAGCCCGAGGAGCGGGAGGGCAGCGACAUGUGCAACCCCCUCUCAGCCCUCCCCCAGCAGCUGCCCCUGCACCCCCUCAGAUGA